AAUGAAGAAAGAUCACAAACGUCAACAUACAUUUACACUUUGCACAAAUAGGACAAUGAAAUUAGUCAAUACCCCUUAACCUGGAAUUUUUCAUUAUAUAACGUGAACAACUGCAGAAGAAUUAUACUUCAUGCACGGACCAUGUUUCAUCAUCUUCAUCAUCGACAUCAUCAUCAAAUGGGAGGAGCGUGGGCACCCCUGUGUGUCACAGGGCCGCAUCGCGCUGCAGAUGAAGCAUGGCAGGCGACAGCGAGACAAAGCCAGGUGACCAAGCCGAAAAUGAGAGCAACCAACGGCAGCCUUUCCUCAUUGGUGUGGCCGGAGGGACAGCCAGCGGCAAGUCAUCAGUGUGCAGCAAGAUCAUGGAGCUGCUGGGGCAGAAUGAGAUUGACCACCACCAGAGGCAAGUGGCAAUCCUCAGCCAGGACAGCUUCUACAGGGUCCUCACCCCGGAGCAGAAGGCCAAAGCACUAAAGGGCCAGUUCAACUUCGACCACCCAGAUGCAUUUGAUAACGACCUCAUAAUCACAACUCUGUGGGACAUUAAGGAGGGAAAAACGGUGCACAUCCCUGUUUAUGACUUUGUUUCCCAUUCCAGGAAGGAAGAGACAGUGAAAGUCUACCCUGCUGAUGUGGUGCUGUUUGAAGGGAUCCUGAUGUUCUAUUCUCAGCAGAUUCGAGACCUUUUCCAAAUGAAACUGUUUGUGGACACUGAUGCAGACACUCGGCUAUCUCGCAGGGUGCUGCGUGACAUAAGUGAUCGUGGUCGGGACUUGGAAGGCGUUCUAGCACAGUACAUCACCUUUGUCAAGCCUGCGUUCGAGGAGUUCUGCCUACCAACGAAGAAAUAUGCUGAUGUUAUAAUACCAAGAGGAGCUGAUAACGUUGUUGCUAUAAAUCUCAUAGUUCAACACAUCCAGGAUAUUCUAAAUGGCGGUUUGACCAAACGGCUGAAUACGUGGUUUAACGGUUAUGGAACAACGAAGAAUCCACCAAACAUGGAGUCCAGCAGUCGGCCACACUGAACACAGCGCUGUCCUGAGGAGAGGAAGGAAGGUUCACCUGCACGUGCUGAAUGUGCUCCACAGCGUGGCUAACAAGGCAGGAGUAGCUGCCAGGAAAUCAAAAGGCCUGCUUUUGAUAUGAUUCUGCUUGAAUUGAGCAAAUCAAUCAGAUGAAGGGAUUUUUUUUCCCCUUGUGGAACUGGUUUAAAGCAGUUGUUUUAUUUUUCUCUUUUGCUUGUGUACUGUAUGAGAUUGAAAGAGGAUGAAUACUAAGGGGCACACUUAUAAUUUAGUCUAAAACUGCCGCUUGCCUUUAACACAGCACUGAAACGGAGUAACUAAAAGAAGCAGUUAUGACGUCUAAAAAAGAUUUCUAAACACUUGACAGCCUUUAAUCAUACAAUAAAUGCAUUGUAGCAACAUGCUGUUUAAUGGCAGGGCCAUACCCUAUCACUACAGUUAAAGGUUCACCCUGUGACCUGACUGAUCCCCUUUAUUGAUGCAAAUUUCCAUUUUUUUUUAAAAACUCCAUAUAAAGCAUAUUUUGACUUCUAGAAAGGUGUAUGUAAUACUGGGUUGAGAUUUUUUGCUGUUUGUGUCAUGUGGCCCUGAGCUGUACUUGCUUUGUCAUGUGUAAAUUUAAAUAAGUUAUUAGGCAAAUGAAACAACCGAUUUCCACCUCACAUCAUCUGAUGUAUGACAUCAUCUCCAAAGAUCAUUUUCCAUACAGUCUUUGUGGACUAAUCAUUUUUUAUUUUUUAUUUACCUGAAUGUGGUAUUGACAUAAUUGUAACUCACUUAAGACGUCGAUGUAACAUAAAGAACAGUUAAUUAUGUCAUUAUGGAAUUACCACAAAGUAUUAUUUUUGUUCGAUUCCCUUAAACUUGAAUCCUCAGAUGCACAUGUAUGCAAGUGUCACUCACAAGAAGACGCAUUCAGCUGUGAAAUGUCAUGAAGUACAAGACAGCCACUGUAAAUGUGAUCUGUAAAUGUUUAAUGCAGGUUUUCUUCCUGUAUUCAUAUUUCUAAUGAUAAAGUUCUCAGGUACACUUUCUUUGCUUCGAUUAACAUAUUCGUCACUGACAAAUUCUUGUAUUUGAUUUAAAAAUAUUCAUAUCCAUGUCUGGUUGUAAUCUUAUGUUACUCUGUUUUGGUUAAGUCUCAUUGUUCUGUUUUAAUCUGUACUUAGAGAGGAAAGUGCCACAUGCUGCUCAGUGCUCUUCUCUAGCUACACAGAAAAAUUUCAUUUGCUUCUAGUUUACAAACACUGUGGAGUGAUGUAGUUGCAGUCAGGGCCACUGAGGACACUGAGGUCAUGCCAUUUUUCCUGGAAUAUGAGGGCUUACACAUGGUGAAUACAUUAUAAGCUUUUUGACAUAGCAAAAUUGACUGCUGACACAUUGUCAUGGAAGAGAAUGAAGCCAUCAUUAUUUUUGAAAGACCCACCAUUGACUGUUGUGUUUUGGAGGAAAUUCAUCCUUGGCAGUGUGAAGAAAACAUUUAAAAUCUUCAUGUUGGGAAUGCAAAGACAGAAAAUCUAAUUUAACAAUUAAUUAAACAUGAAAAUCCUAAUAUCAAGAAAAGGGUUUUAGGGGUUUGUUGGGGGAGCUUGGGUUCAUGACCUCAGUCCUGGCUAUGGCCCUGAACUGCAUGUAAUGUCUACAGCUGUUUCCCAAAUCCAUUCUGCAUCCUAAUUCUCUAGUUUGCAGUGUGUUCACACUAGAAAAGUGAGAAAAUAAAACAGUUAUGAGUCAGUAUGCAGAAUAAAAAAAACUUUCAAAACUUU
Molecule: messenger RNA, 2791 nt
Organism: Seriola aureovittata
Lineage: Eukaryota; Metazoa; Chordata; Actinopteri; Carangiformes; Carangidae
Gene: uck2a
Product: uridine-cytidine kinase 2a
Exons: 8
Coding region: 237-1025 (262 amino acids)
Cellular component (GO): cytosol; cytoplasm
Molecular function (GO): ATP binding; kinase activity
Source: RefSeq, a predicted model, not a curated record